Messenger RNA from Vicia faba (fava bean), 357 nucleotides. The record is from the annotation of a GenBank genome assembly. Lineage: Eukaryota; Viridiplantae; Streptophyta; Magnoliopsida; Fabales; Fabaceae.
AUGCCAAGUGUGGCUGUAAAACUCUACAGCGUAUUCUUCAAGUUCCUCUUGAAGCACCGUUUACAAAACCGGAUUCAAGCCCAACCCGACAAUAACUCCAACUCGUUUGGUAUCACUUCACGACCCGAAGAAUCCGUCGCUAACUCUAACCCUUCUUUUACCGACGGCGUCGCCACCAAGGACAUCCACAUCGAUCCUUUCACUUCUCUCUCUAUCCGAAUCUUUCUUCCUCAGUCCGCUCUUUCUCCUCCCGAGCCUCAUUCCAAACCUAAACAACAAGCUCCCGAACCUGGAUCUGUACGGAGAAGUAGCUAUGGUCCUCCGUUCAGGGGAAGAGCAGCUCCGAGGGAGGAAUAG